AUGAAAACAUCUACCAGUGCAAAGUCUCUUCUUGGGUACCUGAAUAUCAUUCAUGCCUUCAUCCCGGGUUUUACCAAGAUGGCUAGACUUUUACAUCGACUUUUGAAUGGUAAAGGAAAAAGCCUUACUUACCUCGUGUACCUCAUUGGCAGCCUCGCCGUGAUGAGGCCGUAUGCCGCUAACAUGACUUCUUGGCUACAAAACUACUUUACCUCAACGGUCCAUAUUCAUUCCUCGAGUGAAACUCAUGAUAUGUUAACAUCUUGGAUCGCAUCUAGAGGGCUCGAAGACACUGCUAGAUCCUUCAUUGCGAAGAUCAACCAGGAGAGUGCUGGAUACUUUAAAUACGAGAAUAUCUCGGUCACUUGCUUGGGAAGAUCCUCACAUAUCUUGAAAGCCCUUUUGAAAGAGUGUCAGGAUGAAUACCUGAACCAUAUUGAAAACAAGAUUACCAUAUUUGGCCACUGCAGCUCCCAGUGGAGGAAAGUGAAGGCAAAGGAUAUUAGGCCGUUGUCAACUGUCAUUCUGAAGGACAGUGAAAAGAGCCCUCUUAUCAAAGACAUGAAAGACUUUCUCGAGCCACAGACGAGAAAUUGGUAUUCUCAGCGCCGUCUUCCCUAUCGACGUGGAUAUCUCUUGCACGGGCCGCCUGGAACAGGGAAAUCUAGCUUUAGUCUCUCAAUUGCCGGCGAGCUGGGCAUGGACAUAUAUGCCGUUAGCAUCCCCAGUGUAGACGAUCAAUCGCUAAAGACCCUAUUUGAACAGCUCCCAGAUAAUUGUGUGGUAUUACUAGAAGACAUUGAUGCAGUUGGUUCGGUUUAUUCUCGGGAGCUUGGAGGAGAAGGCCCUAACAGCGAUGCCAAAUCGCAUGCAGAAAAGAAUGGAGUAACUCUUUCCGGGCUUUUGAACGUACUAGACGGCGUUGCCUCACAGGAAGAUAGAGUUCUCAUCAUGACCACGAAUCAUAUCGAGAAGCUAGACCCAGCUCUUAUCCGACCUGGCCGGGUUGAUAAGAAGGUCGAAUUUCAGCUUGCUGACAGGGAUGUCGCGACGCAACUCCAUCGUUUUAUCUUUGAUCAGCCGAUAGCGCCGUCUUCUGAGAGCACACCUCAAGCAAAAGUCGACCCUUCAUUUGAAAGGCAGGCCAUUGAGUUCGCUCGUACAGUGCCGGAAGGGGAGUUCAGCCCUGCUCAGAUAAUGUCAUAUCUUCUGCAGCACCGACAUGCGCCAGGUGUUGCGUUAGACAAUGUUCAGAGGUGGAUAGAAGCUAUGCGUGAAGAAACCAAAAAGGCGAAAGCAAGUACAACCACAACUACGUUUUGA
Messenger RNA from Penicillium samsonianum, 1323 nucleotides. Its product is annotated as BCS1 and AAA domain-containing protein. The transcript is spliced from 3 exons. Bases 1 to 1323 code for a protein of 440 amino acids. Gene Ontology annotation, cellular component: mitochondrial inner membrane. Gene Ontology annotation, molecular function: ATP binding; ATP hydrolysis activity. Lineage: Eukaryota; Fungi; Ascomycota; Eurotiomycetes; Eurotiales; Aspergillaceae. The record is from RefSeq and is a predicted model, not a curated record. Gene Ontology annotation, biological process: mitochondrial respiratory chain complex III assembly; protein insertion into mitochondrial inner membrane from matrix.